AUGCCGGCGAUUCCAUUUCCUGCAUACCUGCCGGAGAGCCAGCUCGUGCAACGCAGUACAAACACAUAUCUCCACAAUGCCUCUGAUUCACGACUAGAUGUCGUUUGCGCUUGGCCGGUAUCUGGGCAAUAUGGACCUGGAACCCGUGUUUUGUAUGAACCCCCAAAGAAAAACGUAUCAGCAAUAUUUCGGAAUCCUAACAUCGCGUGCAGAUACUACGUCUUGGUGGCGGCUUGCGUAUUUGCCCGCAAAGCAGAAUGGAUUCGAAAUGCGGGUCUUGCGGCUGUACUACUCUUCCCCGCUGUCGCUGCUCUCCACGGAAUUGUCCUAGUGACCUUACAUCGAGAAGGGGCGGUUGAUAUGGAUGUGUAUGGAGCAUUUCAGUUAUGCUCGAUUGGAAUUUUGACCGCUCCAGCUACGGUCAAGCUCUCGAAAACAUAUUUCAAUAACCCCGGUCGCAAUAUCAUAUUUCUCUGGACUGGACUUCUCCUCGCGGGCCUCCUUAGCUUGACAGUAGAAUUCAUUCGCAUUCAAUCUACAAGCUGUCCAAUUGACGACCCAGCAACAAUACAAUGGGCCAAAAAUCACACCUUCCCGUACAACAGCUCUCCCAAAUGUGGCAUGGUUUGUGGAGAGGACUCUGGUCCUUUCUCCCCUUUACGACAAGGCGCGGCGGACAAUAUCUACGUGAUACCCGUGCCUCAUGCGUUAACCUUCAAUACUGCUACUCUGAUAUCUGCGGCGUGUUGUGUCCCUGCAAUUCUAUCCUUGGUGUCAACUUGGAUCAAAAUUCUCGAAUAUAACUGGGAGACAUUUUCCUCUCGCUACUAUGUGACGUCGACCAAUCCAACCACUGGUAGCUCAACGGAAAAGCCCGAUGAACGACCGAUUAGAGGAACAAACGGAGCCACACCAAAGCAUAUGAAGGGAAUUGCUGCCAGGAUAAGAAGCUGGUUGACGCUCAUUGAAAUUCCCGUGUUCGUUGCGGCAGUUCUAGCUAUAUUAGUCAAGGGAGAGAUGAACUUUUUCAGCAAACCAGUCAACUAUCAGACCGAGCCAAUUACUAGCAUUGGUCAAUGGGCCCCGAUUGUUGGUACAGGACUUGCCGCAAUUGGAUCAUUGUAUGUUCUUUUUGCCGCAACUAUGGACGCUGACGAGAACGAGGAUGACGAUCGAGAAAGUCGUGUGGAUACAGAUGUCAAUGCAGAUGUCAUUGAGAACAACUCGAAGUGUACUGAGUAUACAAGCCGAGACAACAGUCCAGAGUCAUUGGACAGCAUUAGUCCGCAGCGCAGUUCUCAAAUUCUAAACAGGAGUCCCUCCACAGAGAUAGCGAGGACAAGUACGCAAGCUUCUAUAAGCCCCAAAAUCCCGCGCACAGCCACCAACCAAAGCGAAAGGUCUGUUCAUUCGGGCGGAAGGCGGAAGGUGACUCAAUAUCUUAAUAUAGCAAGCAUGAAACUUGCCGCCAAGGCACAUGAUCAAUUUCAAGAUUCAGGGUAUCACGCGAAAGGGCUUUCAAGCUUUCCGGAAGUUCCAGGCGAGAUUUUUCGAAAUGAGAAUUUACCGGAAAUUCAAAGGGCUUACUCUCCACUCCCGCGCUCCAGGGCCAGCAGCUUUAUUGGAUCCGAGUCGUCUCAUGGAGAAGGCAGCUCACGAGUGCCAUGGGAUAUGCCGCGACAUCUCUCACUUCCCGGGCCACCAACCCCGACGCGUCCAAUCACAAGACCACGACAUGCCUAUACGUUGCCAUCGCGGACUGGGUCAUGUGCAGUUUCAGAAGGGCAUAUUGGCGACACCCUUGAUGAAGUUCCGUUCACCGGAGACACAAGUAUAGCAACUGGAGCAUCGACAGGUCUUGCCCAUGCCAGUCAAACCUCGUCUUCUUUUGAGCCCAGUCUCACAACCCUCACACCUAACACCCAAGAAGCACCGAAAAUAAUCGUUUCGUCCGAUUAA
Messenger RNA from Penicillium manginii, 1959 nucleotides. RefSeq lists its product as uncharacterized. The transcript has 3 exons. The record is from RefSeq and is a predicted model, not a curated record. The coding region runs from base 1 to 1959 and encodes 652 amino acids. Lineage: Eukaryota; Fungi; Ascomycota; Eurotiomycetes; Eurotiales; Aspergillaceae.